CCACCAUGAAGUUCUCCAUCCCCCUCCUCCUCGCCGCCUUCACCACACGAGCGCUCGGCGACAGACACCACUUCUGCUGGUGCGGAAGCGACCAAGUCCCCAAAUCAGACUCCUGCCUAACGCAAGCCGCCUGCGCCAAAUACCCGCAAGACAAAUUCUUCGGCGUCAAGGGCGGUGACCCAUCGGCGCCGACGAUAUCCAAAUGGAGUGAGAAGAAGGCAAAGUGCUACAGCACGCGCGCAUGGCCUGUGAUCCCGCAUCCCUUUCUCGGCGGGAACGAGUUUGAGGAUGCGUGCUUUGCCGCGGCGGCGGAUCAGGCUGUUGUCGAUGCGUGUGGCAUUUCGCCUGGGAGUAGAACGGGGGUGAAGUCGUAUUGCUCUGAGCCUUUCGACUGAGAGAAUGUGUGCUAGACUUUCACGAUUCAGUUCUCGGUUCUUCACGAGUCUGCCAGCGGAGCUCUUACAACAGAGUCAUGAAAGCGGCACCUCGAUCGACGCUGGCGUUGAGUGGGUUUCCAAAGAUGAAUCGCAUCAAUAGUAUUAGAAGAUAACUCGUACAUAUUUUGUUUGAGCUGCUGCCUAGAUGUAGCAUGAAUAUUUUGAUUGUCUUUCAUGACUUAAUAAGACAAACUUGAAUGACUGAAGAGCGUUCAUCUAAAAGUGAGA
Colletotrichum acutatum is the source of this 665-nucleotide messenger RNA. RefSeq lists its product as uncharacterized. The record is from RefSeq and is a predicted model, not a curated record. NCBI's taxonomy places the organism in Eukaryota, Fungi, Ascomycota, Sordariomycetes, Glomerellales, Glomerellaceae. Bases 6 to 395 code for a protein of 129 amino acids. The transcript is spliced from 2 exons.